ACAUUAUGCACUGCAGGUUUGUGGGUGCGCGCGCGCGCGCGGGUGUGGGGGAUGCGCGUGCAUGAUGGUGGUGAUGCGCGUGACGCCAUGAGCAGAUGCGAGCAGUGGAGUAGACAGGACCGGGGCUAGAGCAGCAGCAGCAGCAGCAGCAUCACCAUCCUCCGCACCAGCAGCGACUCUCACCGGCUCCUCCUCCACCUCUCUCCCGGCUUUCAGAUGCUCCGGCUCGGCGGCAGGAUGUGCGGCUUCUCGGCGCUGCUCUCGGUGCUCCUCGCGGCGGCGGCGGCGGAGGCGGCGUCCUCCGAUCUUUUCGACAACCAGCUGGGCGACAUCAGCUACUGCAAAAAGCAAUGCCAGCUCACCAUCAAAAACAGAAGCCCCGCUAAAGACUCCAUAAUGAACGCCUGUUACCGUGGCUGUCGCCUCUACUCCAUCUGCCAGUUUGUCAACGGCAACGCCGGCUUCAACACCAGCACGGAGGAGUGUCAGGGAGCGUGCCAGGAGGCGUACAUUAAGCUCCUGGAGCAGGAGGCCUGCAGCACCGGCUGUGCCAGCCAACCCUCUGAACCUGAGAUCAAGAGGAGGAAGCUGAAGGCCAUGACUCUCCGUCCCAAGCCCCCCUCCGUGAUGGAGGCCGUGUCCAGUUGGUGCAACGAGAUCGUCAGCUCUGCUCAGAGCUUCAUCUCCUCCACCUGGACCUUCUACCUGCAGGCGGACGACGGCAAGGUGGUUGUUUUCCAGAGCCAGCCGGAGAUGGAGUACUCUCUGCCCGAGCUGCAGGCUCCUCGAUCCAAUGUGGCGGACAAACCCUGGCCUCAGGUCCACUCUCACACCCAGAGACCUCAUGGCGUGAGGGGACACGGAGAGAAGGGAGCAUCCAAAGCAGGAGGCAAAGGGAAGCACCCUGUCCAGCACACAGACGACCCCACAGCUGAGCACGACUUCCUCGGCUGCAUGUCAAGACGUUCGGGUCUCCCUCGUUGGAUUUUAGCGGCCUGUCUCUUCCUGUCCAUCAUGGUCAUGUUGUGGCUCAGCUGUGCCAGCCUCGUCACCGCACCAGAGCAGCACAUCAAGACGCAGCUGAGCAUCAACGGAGACAAGGAGUUUCUGGACAAUGCCCACAAAGUCAACCCGUACCACCUGACUCCCGUGAUCGCUGUCACCGUGAAACAGUCGGAUGAGAGCCAGGAGGCGGGGCCGCUGCCGGUGAAAGUUGACCUCAACAAAACUUGUGUUUAGAAAGGACCAAUUGGAGAGCUCUCUCCACCCCCCCCCCCUCUCCCAAGGGUAACCAUGUCUAAAAGUCUGUGGCCCAUCGGCAGAAUUUUUAAAAACAUAUUUUUAACAGCAUGGCACCCUACCUACUGUCUUUUGAACUUACCUUAAUGAAACAUCUAGCUUGUGUUGAUCAGACGUUUUUUUUUUCCACUUAGCUACGCCUGUCAUUUCAGUUCCUUGUACAGUCAAAAUAUGUCCAUCCUCAAAUGAUCCUGCCUGCUUAUUGCUUAUUGAUAAGACAGUGCUCUUGUCUCGCUGGAGACGAGUAUAGAGGACAGAUUACAGCUGAGAGCUUCAUCUCGAAUUUUUCAUGUCUGGUGUGAACGAGAGAAGACAAACACAAAGAUUGAUUUUAGAUUCAAUUUUCCUCAUUCUCACAGGGAGUUUAUGUGAAUUAAUGGAUUACGGAGAGCAAAGAAAAUUAGUAGGAAGUGAGUGAGAGGAAAGGGGGAUAAACUACAGGUGAGCUCUCCGGGAUGCUGCAGAUACUGAAGCUGACUGAUGCUGAGUUUACUUUAUCAUAAUUUUUUUUUAGCCGUGCUUUGCCCGUCACACAACAGAAAACAGUUCUCUGGUGAGCAACACAUUCUCAAAGUUCGGAGAAAGAAAAUAGUACAUAAAGCAUUAAGUACUUGUUGAAAAAACUAAAACCACAACUUGUAUCACGUUAUUCAUCUUUGUGUAUGUGUUUGUGUGUAUGGGGUUGUGUGUGCAUCUGCAAACAGCACACAUUCAUUUAUGAGUAACAAUUUCAGAACUAGAGCAGGAUCUGGAUUCAAACUGAGACGAGACGAGACAAAGAACGACACCUUUUUAAUUUAUUUUGUCUUCUCUUAUUUAUUGAGAGUCAUCAACACGAGUUACUUGUUAAACAGUGUUACUGAAGUGCCAUGUACAGUUAAUUCAUCACGACAUGUAGCUGCUCUGUAUGUAAAAUAUACUGUAACACAGAGAGGAAAGAGACACGUAGAGAAGGGAGAUCGCACCUAUUGCUGUAUUAUUAUUAUUAAUAUGAUUCUCAUGUUAAUGCUCUUAUAUCACUUAGAGUUCUUAGCUGUUAUAUGCUCUGUGCCAUGUGCUUUCUAAUAGCUGACUAUUUUGUAUGUCCUAGGAGCACAUACUGAAGGAUAGCCUCUGUAAUAACAUGUAAUGCAAAGCUUUUAACCUAGACCUUUGUUAUUGAGCAGAGUUGCACAGUCUUAGAGACGAGUUUACGUUUUCCUCUCAGUGCUUUCUGUGUCCUGUAAUGCUCUUUUAAUCCAGGCUGUGUAGACAAUAAACCGUGCAUGCAAGUGACGCUUCGAUAGUUUAUAUCUUAACCGCCCGCCAUGCCAGCAUGGUACAACUUCUACUAUAGACGUGUGAUUUUCUUUAUUUGUGUCAAGUCAUAUUUACCGUAACCAUUGAAUAGACUGUGUAAUGAUGAAUGAUUAUAUGCUCACAAAUUUACAGGAAGGACUCUCAAUCAAAAAGCCAUUUUUCAACAAUAUCUGUGCUGAUUCAAACUGAAGGUAUAUGGAAUAUAUGACUUUCAAAUUGUAUUGUUUCCUUUUUACUGGUCGGUUCAUUUUCAAUGAAAUGAUACUGAGGACAUAAUGAAUAAAGUGUUUUCAUUGUAAAUAAA
Molecule: messenger RNA, 2902 nt
Organism: Platichthys flesus (European flounder)
Lineage: Eukaryota; Metazoa; Chordata; Actinopteri; Pleuronectiformes; Pleuronectidae
Gene: tmem59l
Product: transmembrane protein 59-like
Exons: 8
Coding region: 217-1239 (340 amino acids)
Source: RefSeq, a predicted model, not a curated record